AUGGAAUCUGCUUACAAAGAAAGGUUAAAGUAUUUUCGUUUGGUAUUGAGUGUUGAGGAUGAUAGUGAAGAUAUCGAGGACAAGUGGACGCCUGUCAUUGAUAUGAAAUCUUUUCGGGAUGCUUGUUUCCAUGGCAUACCUGAUGAGCCGGGCCUUCGUUCAACCGCUUGGAAAGUUCUUCUUGGGUAUUUGCCACCAGACAAAAGAAUGUGGAGCUCAACUUUGAAGAGCCAGAGAUUAGCUUAUUAUAACUGGGUGAAAGAUCUCUUGGAAGAGCCUGGUGAGGAGCCGCCAUCAAGUGAUCAUCCUUUAAACGCUGAACCAGGAUCGAAAUGGGCUACAUACUUUCAAGAUAACUCAAUCCUAGAGCAGAUUGACAAAGAUGUUCGACGUACACUGCCAGACUUUGCAUUCUUUCAGCAACAUGUAGCUAUGAAUCCAUUAAACCCUCUCUCUCCACCUCUAAACGACGCUCCUGAAGAACUACCGACAACACACAACAACCCAAUCCAUGAAGCAGACCCUUUGUCGGCACUCAUUGCUGAAGAAAUGCCCAAUGAGAAGGAAUCCAUGGCCAGACGAUUUUCUUUCGGUCUCAUGGGUAGACCCAGAUCCUCAUCGUCAGCAUCGAAAAAAUCGCUCAAAACUGUAAAUAACUUAUCCUCCAAUAUAUCAAGCCCACAGCUGAAUCCACCACAUGUAAACUCUACAUCUGCCAACAGCGAUACGAGAGCUCGUUCGAAUUCUCGAAGCUCUGUCAGAUCAUUUUCAUCCGGCAUUUUGGACACAAGUUCAGAUAUUAUAUCAACGCCUCGAAGCAUUGUGCGAAAAUUAUCAACAGCAUUUACAUCAAAAAAUAGCAUCACGCACUCAAACCUUGUACCUCGAAUUGGAUUGAAAAAGCCCCUUGUAGAUCAGCUAGAACCGCUAUGUCCCUAUAUCCCAUCUCGAAGGUCAUUGUUUCGACGCAUCUCUCAUUUAAAUGAAGAUAUUGGCAACAGAGAACAUCAGAACAAUGGAAUAGAACACAGUGUGGGUCAAAUGGCCCUGGAGGCUGAUGCCUAUGUGAUGGACUAUCACUGGGAAGCAAUUGAGCGUAUUUUAUUCAUCUACGCCAAAUUGAAUCCUGGCGUCGGCUAUGUUCAGGGCAUGAACGAAAUACUAGCACCUAUUUAUUAUGUCUUUACAGCGAAAACGUCAGAAGAGGAUCCAGAAGCCCAAGCGUACGCCGAAGCAGACUCGUUUUUUGUAUUCACAACACUAAUGGCAGAUAUCAGAGACCAUUUUGUCCGUUCGUUGGAUCAAGAUGCAAGCACUGGAAUCAACGCUACCAUGUGGCGUAUGAGCCAACGUCUGGCAUGGUUUGAUAGGCCCUUAUUUCGAGAAUUGAGCAAGAAGGAUAUCAAGGAACAAUACUAUGCAUUCCGUUGGAUCACUGUUUUAUGCUCUCAAGAAUGGGAUCUACCGGAUGUCAUCCGUUUAUGGGACUCUAUUUUAGCGGAUCGAGGAAUGCAAGAAGGGAUGGAAGAGGGGCGCUUUGAAUUUUUGUUGGAUUUUACUGUCGCAAUGCUUAUAUGUAUACGUCAAGAACUUAUCAAGGGCGACUUUGCUGAUAAUAUGCGCAUUUUGCAAAACUACCCUAUUGAUGACAUGCAAAUUGUGCUCAAUUCAGCCUACUCGAUACGUGAAACAAGGCUUCAAGCGAUCGCUACAGGUAGAAUUAUACCUGGUGUGAAUGACAGGCGUAGUAGUGGAUUAUUCAACGGUGAUUUCAGUGAUGCCUCCUCUAUCUCGUCCAAUGGCUCUGGCAGUCGGUUCAAAAAAUUGAGAGACACAACUGAUAUGGCUCGUGCAAGUUUAGACUCUCUGCGAAGAGGGUCCAAAGAGUCAUUAGAUGAUUUAUUCAAGCGUGGACUAUCCAUCACAAGAGGCGCAAGUGAAGAAAUAGAUCGGAAAAGAGCAUCCACGGGUGACGUGACCCGUAGCCUCUCUCAAAAGUUUGCUUUUGCCAACAAUUUAGCAUCCAAAGUCAAGCGCACAUCCUCAGUGCGAUCUGCGAACACAGCCUAUUUACCACCACAACAACAAACUAUAGAAGAUCAAAUUCAACGAGAUUGGUUGCUGGCUAAUCAAUUAAACGCAUCAGAAAAUACCAUUCACAGACACAACUCCCUAUCAUCCAAUGCGUCGUCCAUCAAUACUGCAUCAACUACAAGAAGCAGCUCGCUAAUGAACCGCUUCUCUCAGUUUGUCUCUAGUAAACCAGUAGUCCCCUAUCAAAAUCAAACAGGGCAGCAUUAUCAAGACGCAUCACUAACAAAAACUGAUUCAACGUACUCGUCAUCUUCUGUGCUGUCAAAUCAUCAACAAGACAAGAAACAGCUUGGAACUAACCUCAAUACGCGUGAAUCGAUUGUUGGAACCUACAGAGGCUUUGUUUAA
This is a messenger RNA of Mucor velutinosus, 2442 nucleotides long. RefSeq names its product GTPase-activating protein S23 (gene SEC23). Gene Ontology annotation, biological process: activation of GTPase activity; intracellular protein transport. The transcript has 7 exons. The record is from RefSeq and is a predicted model, not a curated record. NCBI's taxonomy places the organism in Eukaryota, Fungi, Mucoromycota, Mucoromycetes, Mucorales, Mucoraceae. The coding region runs from base 1 to 2442 and encodes 813 amino acids. Gene Ontology annotation, molecular function: GTPase activator activity.